Molecule: messenger RNA, 403 nt
Organism: Prorocentrum cordatum
Lineage: Eukaryota; Dinophyceae; Prorocentrales; Prorocentraceae
Source: the annotation of a GenBank genome assembly
CAGCGCCGCCGCCCGGCUUGCGGCUGUGGGCGGCGAGCGCGGCGGGCUGGCGGCGGCGCCGUCGCCGCCCAAGCAGGUGGUUGGCGUCUUCCCGCCGGGCCGGCCGAAGGUCGCCGUCGUCGGUGCCGGCUGGGGCGGGCUCGGCGCGGCGAAGGCGCUGUGCGAGAAUGGCUGUGAGGUGAUCAUGCUGGACGGUAUGCCCGACCCCACUGGCAAGACGCCGUUCCUGACGCCUUCUGGCAAGCCUUUCGACAUCGGCCAGAGGGGUUUCUGGAAGGAGCGAGGGCUUACCGAUUGUAUGAAUACGACCGAAGGCAAGUCAUGCUAUAUGUGAGUUCGACACUGCGCGAUGUGCUAGAUUCAGUAUGCAGAUGACGUCUCUGGAUCCGAGUCCAAGGUCUGC